AGCAAGGGAGCAGAGGUGAUCUCACUCAUCAGCACAGGAUAACACAACCAUGAUGGGUUGACUUGGGGGGGGCAGGCGGUUGGAGAGAGGAAGUGUGCAUUCGCCACCACUUGCUCAGCCAUGGAGACCAACAAAGUUCUUCAUUUUGUGCCUUCGGAGGCGCCUCCCUCUGGGAUGUCCAAGAAUGGAUACUUCUUUCAAGAAAUGGAGCAGCGGGAGGUGGAGCAGGAGGAGGGCAGCGAGGGCCGAGAGGAGGGACAGGACUCGCCGAUCGCCUGCGGAGAUGACAUCCACCUCUAUGACAACCAGAUCAGCCCUGGGCCAGACGCUGACGACUCUGGUUGUGUGUUACUGAACACAUCGAGACGGUAUGUGAAGCUGAUGAACUUCGAGGAGGAAGUUCGGGCACACCGGGACCUCGAUGGCUUUCUGGCGAGGGCCACUAUCCUGCUGGACGAGACGGCUGCCUCCCUGGACGACGUCCUGAAGAGAAUGUUGCACCACGUGGGCCAGGACAGCCACGCGUCCGAGCCCAGCUGCAACUUCGAGGAGGUGAUGAGCAUGCUUUUCACAGACGCAGGAGCUCAGGAGGUCAACGUCCACCUGCUGUCAGAGACGAUCCAGGGGGUGACAGCCACGGCCACCGGGGUCCAGUACCAGCAGUCCUGGCUCUGCAUCCUCUGCAACGUGAAGCAUCUCCAGAGGCGUCACGUGUGCAUCUCCCGCCUGGAGAGGCCGCAAAACUGGGGGGAGAACUGCUGCGAGGUCCGCUAUGUCAUCCUGAUACUGGCCCCGCUCAAAAUGAAAAGCACCAAGACAGCGAUGGAGCUGGGCAGGACGUUCGCCACCCUCUUCUCCGACAUCUCCUUCAGGCAGAAGCUGCUGGAGACCAAGACGCAGGAGGAGUUUAAGGAGGCGUUGGUGUUCCAGAGGCACCAGCUGACGGCGACCAACCAGCAGCCCACCGCUCUGGGGAAGGAGGAGACCGACCCCCGCAGCCACAAACCCCUCAAGUGUAAAGACUUCUUCAAAGCCGGCCGGGGGAUUUAUGAGGACUUGUGCCGCAGGCUGCCUUUCUACCCCUCUGACUUCACAGAUGGUAUAGUUGGCAGUAAUAAAACCCUGCUGAAGUACAUGACCACAGCCAUCUUCCUCUACAUCGCCAUCCUCCUCCCCGCCAUCGCUUUCGGCUCCCUCAAUGACGAGAGCACACGUGGCGAGAUAGAUGUUCGGAAGACCAUCAUCGGCCAAAGCAUCGGCGGGGUCAUCUACUCGUUGUUCGCCGGCUCUCCUCUAGUCAUCCCUCUAACCACAGCUCCCCUCGCCAUCUUCAUCAGCGUGAUCCGAGGAAUCUGUGACGACUACAACCUGGACUUCCCGGCUUUCUACGCCUGCAUCGGCCUGUGGAACUGCCUCUUCCUCAUCCUGGGAGGGAUCUUCAAUGUCAGCCUGCUCAUGAAGCUCUUCAAAAGGUCGACGGAGGAGGUCAUCGCCCUCUUCAUUUCCAUUGCGUUCGUGGUAGACGCGGUGAAAGGCACGGUCAAAAUCUUUCACAGGUACUACCACUCCCCGACGCUGGCUAACAGUAGCAUAGAGGACUUCCCUCAGGGCCGAGUCCUGCAUGGGGGGAACAGGAGUGAGGUGGCGGCUGGGUUGGCACUCAACGCCCUCCCUGAAUCCUUCAUCCAGUGCACUCGAGAGAGGCCCGUCCUCUGCCUCCUGCUGAUGCUCGGGACAUUAUGGAUGGGCUACACCCUGUACCAGUUCAAAAGAAGUCCGUUCCUGCAUGCCAAAGUGAGGGAGGUGCUGUCGGACUGCGCUCUGCCGAUCUCAGUGUUACUGUUCUCCUUCAUCGGCUCCUACCUUUUCAGUGACAUUGAGCUUCCAGUCUUUAAAGUUCACGACCGGCCCGUCUUCAACGUGGCUCCGUUUGAGCGGCUGUCGGCAAUGAACGUCGUUAGCGCCAUGGGCCUGGGCUUCCUCCUGGCCCUCCUCAUCUUCAUCGACCAGAACAUUGUCGUCUCGCUGACCAACGCGCCAGAGAACAGGUUGCUGAAGGGCACGGCGUACCACUGGGACCUGAUGCUCUCCGGGCUCAUUAACAUACUGAUGUCGGUGCUGGGGUUGCCCUGGAUGCACGCCGCCUUCCCCCACUCCACCCUCCAUGUGCGCCAGCUGGCUUUCGUGGAGCAGCGGGUGGAGGGGGGGCACCUCUAUGAGACUAUCGUCCAGGUGAAGGAGACCCGGCUGACGUCUCUGACUGCCAACAUCUUCAUCGGCGUGUCGGUGCUGCUGCUGCCCCUCCCGCUGCAGUGGAUCCCCAAACCCGUCCUGUACGGCCUCUUCCUCUACAUCGCCCUCACCUCCAUCGACGGAAACCAGAUGUGCGACCGCAUGGCUCUCCUCCUCAAGGAGCAGACGUCUUACCCGCCUACCCACUACAUCCGCAAAGUGCCCCAGAGAAAGAUCCACUACUUCACCUUCCUGCAGAUGAUGCAGCUGCUGGUACUGUGUACGUUUGGCAUGUACCCGAUACCGUACAUGAAGAUGAUCUUCCCUCUGCUCAUGAUCCUGCUAAUUCCAAUCAGGAACAACGUGCUUCCUCAUAUCAUUGAGGCCAAAUACUUGGACAUAAUGGAUGCCCAACACAUGUAGCUACAGAUGGAGACGAGUUCUGGAUCCGCAAAAAAGACGUCUAGAGUUUAAAAAAAAGAAAUGAGGAUUUAAAAAAAAACAACAACAUAUUUUUCAAUGCAAAACUGUACGGAAGCAAAAAAGGAAGGAGGAAAUAGCGACUGUUUUGAUUUUUGUAUCCGAUAAGGACAUUCUUACAGGUGAAGCACUGGAAAUGUGGGAAGUGGUGUGAGGAGGAGAGAUGAGAGCCGCAGGAAAUGUUCUCCAAACAUGGACCGACAGCAUCUCUCUGGGGAAAAGUUCUACCGGACCGCCCAGAACUCCCUGUUUCACCGCCGUUUGACCCCGUCAGCUCAUUCAGCGCCAUUCACCUCCAUGUUCUCCUCUCACACUUUAACAUGUCACCCUCACUGCAGCGUGUUCAUCUGUGUGUUAAGCUAUGGGUAAGUGCUUAUAGUACUCACGAAUACUGCGUGAGCACUAAAAAUGCUGCCAGUGUACAUUGUCGAGUACGUAGAAAGAUGUAAUGGCACAAUGUAAGUAUGAACAAUAUCUUUGACUCUUUGCACUCACAUUGUGUUUUUACACUGUCAUUCGGGUAAAUUUUGCAUACUUACACUGUGUCGAUAAGUACUUCGACACUUUCCCAUGAGUGAAUUAGCUGAUAAUAUCGCUGCGUUUAGGCCACUGUAUUGCUGUGCGGCGAUGAAACCUUUACAUUCCUGCACCUGUUAGCUGUGAUUCCCCCUUUUUCUAUGAAGGACACGUGUGCUCACGCAUAUUAAGUUUCUAAGUCAUUCCAGCAGAUCUAAGUGUUCAUUAAGGAGAAGAAAGGGAGUGUGUGUGUGCGCGCGCGUGUGUGUGUGUGCAUUACUGAUCUGUCCCUCAUCGAGCCUCCUGACAGCUCCUCAGAAAACCUCACGUUUAAGGUGGAAUUUAAGUACUCAGCCGAAUAACAGCAUACAUUCCACAGGUAUAUAUGAUAUGUAAUUAUUUAGAACAACAGCACAAACCAAAACAUAUAGUGAAAUCUUUAUCAAAUUCUGAAUAUAUUAGAAUAUAUUAUGGCAAUAUACAAAAAAUAUUUUAGGUUAAAGUCAAAUAGAGUAUUUAUUUAUCAUGAUGACGGUUUAUCUUUUAAAAUGGUGACUCCUCUGUUUGAUCCUUUACAUUCCGCAGUUACUGAUUCUUGUAUUUUGAGUGUGUUGACUUACAUCUGGCGUUUGCCGCAGUGUUUACAUAUCAAAGUCCCUUCCAGCUCCAUGUCGAAGUCCAACACAGUUCUGGUGCAUUGCUCGUAAAGAUGAAAGUCAGGUAACGGGGAAAAAUAACCCAGGAAAAAAAAAAAAAAAAACAUUUGUGGGCUUUGGAUUCAACAUAAUGCAUCCCUGUUUUCUUUUUCUUUUUGUGAACAAGUGUUCAAAGAUGAGUUUUAGAAUAAUCUGGUCUUGUUUUCUAUUUAGAUGUUAUGAUUAGAUCAAUGCUUGCAAACGUUGUCAUGUAAUAAUCCAGACGUCUGGAAAGAUUAUCUUGUUAUCUACAGUACAAAAAGAAAAAAAAAAGAUAAUUUCUAGGCACUGGUUUGCGUAAAGCAUGACUCAUCUGGGUUUUUGAUACGAUGUGAUGCCAAUGGUCAUGUAUCCUACACGAGAAAAAAAAAGUAGCAAGUCAAACAGUAACUUCUCAGUAAACCGAAUGCAACGCUCAAUAUUCAGCAAUACUGUGUAUAAAAACAGAACUUCGCUGGUCAGAGUCGGGUUUCCCAGCAGCCCGUCAGCGAAGCAAAGACAGGCCAGCUGUAUUUUUAAGACAGCAACUUUCCAGUCCAUCGUCAUGGUACAAAAGCUGCUCUGUGCUGAUUCAAUUAUUGCACACAUCAACGAGAUUAAAGAAAAAAAAAACGACAAAAAAAACGUUUGCCUGUCAACGAGGCGUUCGCAGUGCCGGAUUUUAUCACCGUUUAGUUGCUCUCCCGAUAUCCAAAUGGCAGCUCCCUCAUGCAGUUCUGUUCAACUUUGUCUUACAGAUGUGAGAAAGAUGUCCAAUUUAAGCAGAUGUCUCACGCCGAGAUAGCAAGGCAUGAAAGGAAAGCUCGGAAGCAUUUACAUAAUCCUCGGACUGAAGCUUAAGACAGCACUAGUGAGAGAAGAGAGAGAUUGUGAGGUAUGAAGUAAUAUGUACAGUUUGCAAUGCAAAGUUUAGUUUCUAUCAACGAUCCAUUGUAAUCCAUGGCAAGGUAUUAGUUUCUAACUUUGGACUGAGUACGGAGAUUUAACCAUUCUUCUUCUUAUGUGACAGUAUUGUUGUUGUUCCUUGAUAUCUUCUCUGUACUGAUGAUUUUGGAAUAGCAGCAAAUUCCUCUCAGAUGACUUAACAUUGGAUUCAGAGUGACAGCCCAUAAUACUCCGUUUGUGAAACCUUGACUUCCCUCCUCCUGAUUGGAUUUGUUUGAAAUUGCGUACUGUGGUGUUUUUUUUUCUUUUCUUUUCCUGAUUUCAUAUAGCCUACUUUUUCUAAUCAUGAAUGUAAGAUGUGUGGAUUUUUAUAUAGCAUACUAAUUUAGGUGUCAAACACAAUCUGUAAUUUUGUCAAAAAGAUCAGCUAUAUUUGUAAGCUGUAAUAUGUAAAAAUGAGAAAAAAAUGGUUAUCAAGCAGAAUGUGUUGGUUUAUUAUAGUAUAUAUAUACUGUACACUGAAAAAGAGAGACUAUCUCAAGCUGUUUGCCAAAUAAAAAGUAGUAGUGAUGUAAA
Messenger RNA from Chelmon rostratus (copperband butterflyfish), 5384 nucleotides. RefSeq names its product solute carrier family 4 member 11 (gene slc4a11). Gene Ontology annotation, biological process: monoatomic anion transport; transmembrane transport; monoatomic ion homeostasis. Lineage: Eukaryota; Metazoa; Chordata; Actinopteri; Chaetodontiformes; Chaetodontidae. Bases 121 to 2655 code for a protein of 844 amino acids. Gene Ontology annotation, cellular component: plasma membrane; basolateral plasma membrane. The record is from RefSeq and is a predicted model, not a curated record. The transcript is spliced from 20 exons. Gene Ontology annotation, molecular function: solute:inorganic anion antiporter activity.